UGCUCGAGACUCAUGCUCACAAACAGCUCGAAACUACGUGGGAAGACAAGCGUACCGUCUUUCAUAAAAUAUGCUUAUUUUUAAGUACAAAAAAAUCAUGCGUAGUCGAGUCAACAGAAAUGUGCCCUCGUAAAAAAUAGCUUGGUUAAAAUCUGCGGUUACUCGCGCAAGACACCUGUGGCGCGUCGUGAGUUUCGCUGUAGCUGAAGACAACUGACGGCCUUGCGUGACACAGUCAACGUCAACAUAGCUACUGCGGAUUACAGCCAUCAAUGUCAAAAAACACAUCGUUUGACAUGGACCCGCUCGAGUCUGGGAAAAAGGUGCUGGUUGAUGCCUCAAAUCAAUCAGAGCCGUUUCUUCCAUCUUCUAAUGUAAAUAAUGUAAAUAAGGAGAAAAAGAAGAAAAUAUCAUGCAGGGGAGUGCAUGUGGCCAUUGGUGUACUCCUAGCAAUUGCAAUCAUUGCAUUAGUAACCGGACUGCUGGUGUGGCAUUUCCAUUUCAGACCACGGAGGGUGACUAAGAUGUUUAGUGGCUCUCUGACCAUCUCCAGCCAGACUUUCUCAGAUGCUUAUGAAAACAAUAACAGCACUGAAUAUCAAGAAUUAGCUGCAAAGGUGUCAAAGCAGUUCAAAACUAUAUACAAACAAAAUCGACUACUUUCCAAAUACCAUGUGGGAUCCAGUGUUUCGGGUUUCAGUGAGAGCAACAGUAACGGCAUCAUUGCAUAUUACGUGUCUGAAUUUAAUAUGCCGGAAUACAGAGUGUCUGAAGUGGAAGAGGCUUUGGAUACGUUAAUGUCAGGGGCAGAAAAUGCAAGGCAAAGCCGCAGGGGCAGUAGCUUAACUGGCAGUAUCCUCACUAUAGAUGGAAUGACAUCUGGGGCUGUGGAUGCUCGGCUAACUAGCAGAAACCUUAAAAGUUCCACCAAGAGGUCUCAUCAUGCCCAUUAUAACCACACUGGCAGUAUCUGGUCUCCAGGUUUUCCCGAUUCCUUUUACCCCUCAAAUCUUUUUACGGAGUGGCAGAUUCGGGGCGACCCAGGGCACAGGAUCAGACUGGAGUUUGAUGUCCUAGACAUGGAGAAAGACUGUCAUAAUGACUUCAUUAAAGUGUAUGACUCACUGGCCCUGACAGAGAAGCAGGUCAUAACAGAGAAAUGUGGAUAUCGUUUACCCAACGAGCUAUUACAAUUCUUGUCUUCUGGGAAUGUCAUGCUGGUCACACUGGUUACAAAUGAAGAGAAAAACUACAGAGGUUUCAGAGCAUUUUACUCCCAGGUCCCAGUAAAUGAUCAAGAGUGUGGUGGUUCACUAUCUGGGCUAAGUGGUACAUUCAAAUCACCUGGUUAUCCUUCCCACUACCCACCUCAGAUUGAGUGUGUCUGGAACAUUGAGGUUCCACCAGGAAAGCAUAUCAAGAUAAAGUUCAACAAGUUCUCUAUACAUACCCCUGAAGACAACACCAUCUUCUGCCCCACAGAUUACCUGGAGUUAAACUACAGGUUAUGUGGAGAGAAACCGCCCAAAACUGUGUACUCUUUGAAAUCAAACCGUGCCACGGUCAAAUUUCAUUCGGAUAUGUCUUAUGUGAGCGAGGGCUUUUUUGCAGAAUUUGAGGCUUUUGAACCCACUAAUCCCUGUCCUGGCAAAUACCAGUGUGACAAUGAUCUGUGUGUAUCCAUUCACCUCCAAUGCGAUGGCUAUAAUGACUGUGGAGAUAUGAGCGAUGAGAGGGGCUGCAUAUGUAAUGAGACUCAAAUCAAGUGCAGGAACGGCUUCUGCAAGUCUCGUUUCUGGCAGUGUGAUGGUGUGAACGAUUGUGGAGAUAACACGGAUGAAGAGAACUGCAAGAAGUGCAAAGCUAAAGAGUUUAGCUGUAAAAACGGACGCUGCAUCUCUGCAUCAAAGCAGUGCAAUGGCUACAAUGACUGUGGUGAUGGCUCAGAUGAGUCUCGGUGUGCAAAAUCCAUUGUUGUUCGCUGCUCUGAAGUCUCUUACAAGUGCCAAAACCACCAGUGCAUAAGCAAGCUGAACCCUAUGUGUGAUGGAGAGAUAGACUGUGAAGAUGGUUCAGAUGAGGACGGGUGUAAAUGUGGGACAAAGCCUUAUAAGUCCUCUCGUAUUGUGGGUGGAAAGGACUCGGAUGAAGGGGAGUGGCCCUGGCAGGUCAGCCUGCAUAUGAAGACACAAGGUCAUGUAUGUGGUGCAUCUGUUAUCAGUAACAGCUGGAUUGUUACUGCUGCUCACUGCGUGCAGGACAGUGAAAAAUACAGAUACUCACAGCCUGACCAAUGGGAAGUGUAUCUAGGCCUCCACAGUCAGAGUGAGACCAGUACUGCGACGCUUAAAGGUGUGAAGCGCAUCAUCCCUCACCCACGUUAUGAUCACGUAUCGUAUGAUAAUGACAUUGCUCUAAUGGAGCUGGAUAGCCCUGUCAUUCUGAACCAAAACAUCUGGCCUAUCUGCUUACCUGAACCCACACACGACUUCCCAGUAGGCAAAUCUGUAUGGAUUACUGGUUGGGGCAAACUGAGAGAGGAAAUUGAAUCCGUUGCAGAAGUGUUGCAGAAGGCUGAGGUGCGCAUUAUUAAUGCCACUGUGUGUAAUAGACUGCUGGAUGAUGGGAUAACGCCGCGGAUGAUCUGUGCGGGUGUGCUGACCGGGGGGAUCGAUGCCUGCCAGGGUGAUUCAGGUGGUCCGAUGUCUUCCACUGAAGGCAAUGGCCGAAUGUUUCUCGCUGGAGUGGUGAGUUGGGGAGACGGCUGUGGUCGCAGGAACAGGCCUGGCGUUUACACAAGAGUCACUGAAUAUCGCAGUUGGAUCAGACAGAUGACAGGGGUGUAGAGUCAAAGCGUUGAGAUUAAAAAGACAAUAUAAACAGUGAGUUAAAGCACAUGUAUUGAAAAAAAAGGACAGGGUUUCCCGGACAGGGUUUAGAUUUAUCUAGGACUACCCCUUACAAAAAACAAUACUGGUGUGCAUCUUGAGACAAAACAAUGACAUUGAUAUAUGUUAAAGGUGCAUCGUGUAAUUUUUUGUAGGAUCUCUUGACAUAACUAUUUGUAUUAUAGUGUAUAUACAAGAUAUUAUCUGUGGUGUAUAAAGGCCUUACAAAAUGAACUGUAUUGUUUUUAUUACCUUAGAAUGAGCUGUUUUUAUCUAUAUACACCAUGACCCCCAUACAUGAAAGUCGUCGUCAUGUUUCUACAGUAACCCUAAAUGGACAAACUUUUCUACAGAGCACGAAAUUGAGGGGGGAGCUGUUGGUUGCAAUUCACAAUCUCACCAAUAGACGCCGCUAAAAUUUACACACCAAUUUUAAGAUAAUAUGUCAGUGCAUGAUGUUUUUAAAUUAAGGCAGCUCAAACAUGCAUUUUAGUCCGGGACAAGGAUAAACCCUAUCCGGGAAACUUUCCCAAAGAGUACUGUAGUAGCCAGCCCAGCAUUAGGGAUUUCUAAAAUCAAGCCAAAUAUCUACAUAUCAGUUUUGAAUAACUUUAAUAUUUCAUAAAGAUUGUGAGAAAGAAAAGCUCUCACAGUUGUUUUUUGUUUUGUAUGUGUUAAUGCUCUUGCAAUGUUUUGCAUAUGUGCACUAUGUGGAUUUUGAGCUUAAGCAGUGGUGCGCAUGCUGUGGAAAAAGGGUAUUUUCUGUCAAACGCCACGUUACACUUUUAAAUCAUUAAUACUUGAGUGCAUCUCAGGGAUUUUUGUAGUGCAAUUGUUGGUUACUUUAAUGUUUUAAUAGAUUGUGUAACCAUUUUUCUUUUAGUACAUUGCAGUGGUAUCCUGCAUAUCUUCAACUUUAAAAAGAUUUUAUGUGUAUAAAAUCUACGCACAAGUAUAUUUUAUUGGAAAUAUACUUAUACACUUUACAUAUACUAGGAUAGAAUUAUCAAAUAUUCAUAUACUGUUCAUAGUUAAUACCAUGCUUGUAUGUCAUUUUUCUUAAGACUUAUAUGUCAGAUACAGAAAGUGUAUUAGUGUAUAUUAUACAGAUGUAAAUUUUUGACAAGCAAAUGUUAUUUUUAGUAUUUUGUAAUCGCUUUAUUUUUGCAUUCCUGUUCACAUUUUGAGUUUUUAUGUUACGUGUAUUAAAGUUUUAUUUUUGUUAAUGCCCUAGUUUGAAGAUUGGCAUUCCCAUAAUGUGCCUUGAAUUCUUAACAUUAAAAGAUUUAAAACUUA
This is a messenger RNA of Paramisgurnus dabryanus, 4184 nucleotides long. RefSeq names its product ST14 transmembrane serine protease matriptase b (gene st14b). Gene Ontology annotation, biological process: proteolysis; complement activation. Gene Ontology annotation, molecular function: serine-type endopeptidase activity; protein binding. NCBI's taxonomy places the organism in Eukaryota, Metazoa, Chordata, Actinopteri, Cypriniformes, Cobitidae. The record is from RefSeq and is a predicted model, not a curated record. Gene Ontology annotation, cellular component: extracellular region.